GAAAUCUAGAUGGCUGUAGUCAGAGGUUAAGUUCGAUGGUCGAAGGUUCCUGCUUUCAUCUAGAACGAUUGGGCUUAACGAACGAAACUUAUUUUUAGAUUUUCGUGCUGUAGACUGUUCAAGCUCAACUUAGAGGUCGAACUAUUUAAUUUAGAUAAAAACUUCCAUUCAUCUGUUAUUAUGUCGGCAACGAGUGUAUUCUCGAGAUUUUCAGUUCAUCUGAAACAUCUUAGUGGAGUGAGGACAAAUUAUACUUCAACAAGGCCUAAUCUAAGAAUAGAUGGAAACACAAAAUUGAUAAUACAAGGGUUGACAGGAAAGCAAGGAAGUUUUCAUGGCAAGCAAGCAAUCGACUAUGGCACGAAAGUAGUAGCCGGAGUGACACCAGGAAAGGGAGGCCAGAAACACCUUGAUGUUCCUAUUUUCAACACUCUCAAAGAGGCGAAGGACGCGACAGGCGCAGACGCGACAGUGCUGUACGUGCCGCCACCUCGUGCCGCACAGGCCAUCCUGGACGCAAUCGACGCCGAGAUUCCGCUGAUUGUGUGCAUCACAGAGGGAAUCCCCCAGCAGGACAUGGUGCGUGUCAAGCACACGCUCGUCCGCCAGAACAAGUCGCGGCUCAUCGGGCCCAACUGUCCUGGCAUCAUCGCACCCGAUCAGUGCAAGAUCGGAAUCAUGCCAGGUCACAUUCAUAAAAAGGGUAAAAUAGGAAUCGUUUCCAGAUCUGGUACUCUGACCUACGAAGCCGUCCACCAAACUUCGGUUGUUGGUCUUGGCCAGAGUUUAUGUAUUGGAAUUGGAGGCGAUCCAUUCAACGGAACUGAUUUCAUCGAUUGCCUUGAAGUAUUUUUGAAGGACGAAGAAACGAAAGGAAUUAUUCUCAUUGGAGAAAUUGGAGGUGUCGCCGAGGAGAAUGCUGCUGAAUAUCUCACUCAACAUAACACGGGGCCAAACAAGAAACCUGUAGUAUCGUUCAUUGCCGGCUUGAGCGCUCCCCCUGGCAGGAGAAUGGGACAUGCUGGAGCUAUCAUUUCUGGUGGAAAAGGUGGUGCUCAAGAUAAAAUCAAAGCUUUGGAACAGGCUGGCGUCAUUGUUACCAGGAGUCCGGCUCAGAUGGGAAAUGAAUUGAAUAACGAAAUGAGGCGACUGGGAAUCAAGUAGAUCUUCUACAGUAGUCCACCCUCCGCUGCAACAUCUAGUAGUAUUCAAUUUAUUAAUAAAUUUGAACCUUUGCUCUUAUGCAUACAUCUCGGAUGAUGGAGUAUAAUAUUCGUUGUUGUUGGUCAAUAAUAGGAAUUACAAGUUACUACAUAGAUUCUGCACACUUUGCGCUAUCUCCCUUUUAUUUAUUCCCGUUAUCGAUCGCAAUACUUCGUUUAGCAAAUCUAAAGUGCUUCGUUAUUUUCGUUGAUGAGUUUUGUUCACCAAAAGAACACCAAAGUUGUAUCUUUUUUUAAUUGUUAUGAUUUCGCCUAGAACUGUAUAUACGUCCCACCACUGUCAGCAAAUUAUAUAAUGACUGGUGCAUGAUAGCAGAAUGUUGCUCAACAGAUCAGUAUUGAACAAAUUUCGAGCUGCCAAUUUGAACAUUUUCUCUUGUUUUACAACUGCCCACCAAUAUAAAACGAAUUACAUUUAAAGAUGGAUAUUUCUAAAUAUAGUAUUAUUAUAUAAGAAGAUGAAUCUUGAUACUAUACGUGAAGGUAUUGUAAAAAUAUUGUAUAUUGUUUGAAAGCAUAUUUUAAUUGUUAUUUAUUUACUUUGAAAACUCUAUCGAAAUAAAAUUGCAAUUCCAUGAACUAUUGAAUAAUUAAGCGUUAUAUUUAACUAGGUACAUUGAGUGUACAGCUGUUAAAGUUGAAUGAAAAUUCGCAGAAUAAAAUAAUCUUUAUUGGA
Molecule: messenger RNA, 1899 nt
Organism: Nilaparvata lugens (brown planthopper)
Lineage: Eukaryota; Metazoa; Arthropoda; Insecta; Hemiptera; Delphacidae
Gene: Scsalpha1
Product: succinate--CoA ligase [ADP/GDP-forming] subunit alpha, mitochondrial
Exons: 7
Coding region: 181-1164 (327 amino acids)
Biological process (GO): tricarboxylic acid cycle
Cellular component (GO): mitochondrion; succinate-CoA ligase complex (ADP-forming)
Molecular function (GO): succinate-CoA ligase (GDP-forming) activity; succinate-CoA ligase (ADP-forming) activity
Source: RefSeq, a predicted model, not a curated record